AUGAAUGGGAGGACAGUAGGGGCCCCGAGCGGGAAUGGGUCGCCCGCUUUCCUUUUGCCUUCGUAUGGCCCUCCCGAUACGUCUGCAGCCGCGGCAGGCACCGCUGUGUCCGCCACUGCAGCAGCAUCCGAGCUUUCACGCAUAAUAGAGAGGUCAGCGGCGCUUGGAAUGCCGGAAGAAAUCUCGUUAGACCCGUCUUGGCCCGCAUUAUCUGUGCGCCUGCACGCCCAGUACCUCUUGGGCUUGGGCGCCGAUCCGUUCACCCUUGAGGCCUUCUUCGGCGUUUCUCUAAAAAUGGGCGCUGCCUACUGGGCCUCCAAUGCUCUAUGGCUGCUUGGACUUCGCAGCGAAAAGACGAAACGUCUGUUGCACCAGUCUGCAGCCGCCUGCAACCGCAGCAGCCCCUGCCCCUCUCCACAAGAAGUAAAGUGCCACGACUAUAGUACCACCAAUAGCAGAAUGGGGAGCGACAAUAAGGAAUGUUGCUGCGCUUGCAGCAACAAUGAAGGUAACAGCAAUAAUGAAGGCAGCAGCAACAAUGAAGGCAACAGCACCACCAGUGCAAAAGGGAGCGGCGAUAGCAGCUCAGAACGUGCUUCAGUUCCGUCUCUGGAUUAUUUAUUGGAGUCUCGGGAGGACGCAGUAUGCGAAUUUGUGUUGAGUUGCUUGUGUCCGUGUGGCGGCUUCAGCUCCGAUGUGCAACAGGAGGCGAAUCUGCCGUCUACGCACUACGCGUUGCUGUUGUUACUGGGAUUAGGUCGCCUGCAUUUGUUGCCUUCCCCUGCAAAUACAGCAGCUUGGGUGCGAAGCUUGCAGCUUCCAAGUGGCGGUUUCAUGGCUGAUGCGUGGGGGGAAGCCGACAGCCGCUUUGUAUACUGCGGCGUAGCGAGUUUGGCGCUGCUGGGGGAGCUUCGAGCAGAAGAGGCGAGCGCCGCCGUGCGGUUUGUGCAGCAGCUCAUGAAUGAAGAUGGAGGUUUUGGCUGGGUGCCUGGAGGGGAGUCGCACGCUGCUUCUGCUUUUUGCUGCUUGGCGGCACUUGACCUGUGCGGAGGGCUGUGGGCAGUCGACCGGCAGCGGACGGCGCAGUGGCUGCUGAACCGCCAAACCCGUGGAGGAGGAUUCAACGGACGACCCGAGAAGGCACCCGAUGUUUGUUAUUCCUUUUGGAUAUUUGCGGCUCUGCAGGUGCUGGGCUACGAGCAGUGGGUGGACAGCCGCAGCCUAAGUGAAUUUAUUCUGCUGGCCCAAGACCUAACAACUGGCGGUUUUGCCGAUCGCCCUGGAGACAUCGCUGAUGCUUUUCACACUUUCUUUGCUCUCGCAGCCUUGGGAAUGAUGCACAGAGACAACAAUCUCAAACGACUACAUCCGGUUUUGGCGCUGCCCGCCGACGUUGCCGCUCUGCUCAAAGUUGCAAACUGCGCAUUCGCCGAGACCACAGUGUAA
Messenger RNA from Eimeria acervulina, 1446 nucleotides. Its product is annotated as geranylgeranyl transferase type II beta subunit, putative. Gene Ontology annotation, biological process: protein geranylgeranylation. The record is from RefSeq and is a predicted model, not a curated record. Lineage: Eukaryota; Apicomplexa; Conoidasida; Eucoccidiorida; Eimeriidae. Bases 1 to 1446 code for a protein of 481 amino acids. Gene Ontology annotation, molecular function: Rab geranylgeranyltransferase activity. The transcript has a single exon. Gene Ontology annotation, cellular component: Rab-protein geranylgeranyltransferase complex.